UUACAUGCAAUAUGGCGGACGAUCCUUGUGUUUUGGUGAAGAGAUGUAAUUCAGAUUUGAGCUGUUGUGGCAUUGUUUUAGACAGUACCAAUGGAAUUGUGCUAUCAGUUGCGUCUUUAUUUCUCGAUUUAUUGCCUGAAAUUGAAAAUCAACGCACAAUCAGCACAGAUUGUUCCUUCCGUGACUUGCAGACGUCGACGGAUGGUGAAAUUGCAGUUGAAGUAAUUUUUCGGAGACACGAAGAAAAGAAAUUCAGAACUCUUCAAGGUUGCUUAUGUUUGUUUUGGAGAGAUUUUGGAUUACAGAGGAUCGCAGAACGUAUUUUUCCGUCGUCGGAGUGGAAACUCGAAUCAUCUGGUCAGAGCGAAGCAAAAACAGCGUUGCCUGCUGAAAAAAAUGGGCUCGAAGGGUUACCGCACGAAGUCCGCGCGCAUCGAAACUCCUUUUCCGAUUUCGUGCUCAUUAAAGUGAAAACUCUCAAGAACUAUUUUUCCUGUAGUUCGCUUAAUUUGUCAGCACCGGUGAGUUCUGGAAUUCCCAAGAAAGGAGAAACUGUGUUUAUCGUUGGGACACCCUUUGGUGGCGAAUGCCCUUCAGUUUUCUACAACAGCCUUUCCAAAGGAAUCGUGUCCAAUGUUGUAGGAACAAAUAGCGAAAUAGUGAUCACUGAUGCACGUUGCGUUUCAGGAUGUGAAGGAUGUCCAGUAUACCUGAAGAAGUCGCAUGCUGAAUCGAUAAAGGACAGCGCUCCUUAUGGAAUCGUUCUAGCGCCAUUUUGUUGGAGAAAUGGAGAGUGGAUUGGAAUAACUGUAACGGCUUCACUAGAGUACAUUUUACGCAAUUUAUCAACUCUUUUGAGCCAAAACAUUGCUUUAACUUCCCAAAAUUUACAUGGAGUGCUUUUGGGUAUCUCAAAUAACCAGGCCAAAAUACAGAAUCCAAGAGAUGCAAUUGUGAAAUUGAACCAAGAUAAAAGCCCAUCUGUAAUACAUUCUAAUCAAGGCUGUUUGAGUUCUCAUGACAUUGUAAAGACAGCUCUUUGUAGUGUCGUUAUGGUACUGUGCGGGAACACUUGGGGAUCUGGUAUUAUCAUAGACAUAGAAAACUGUCUCAUAGCAACUUGUAGGCACAUAAUUCAAGAUUGUCAUAAAACCAUUAUUGUGUCAGGGGACAAAAGUCUUGCUCAACAUGUGAACAAUGUAAGGAUAUCGUGGAACUGUCCAUACAGCAAUCAACAGGAGGCACAAGUGCUUUAUGCUACUAAAGAAGGUUGUCCUCUGGAUUUUGCACUAUUAAAAGUACAGCCAAAUCCUGAGUUUAGAUCCCUAGCACUGCGGCUAGGUGCUGAUGCCAAUCAAGUGAACUCUCCAGACUUCUGUACACCAUUAUACAAGAAAGGAGAAGAUAUCUGUGUCGUUGGUUUCCAACUGUUUCCAAGAUGUCUUAACAUUGGGGCAUCAGUUGUUUCUGGAGUAAUAUCCAACAUUUCUUAUGCCGAUAACCAGCCAGUAUUACUUCAAUCCACUGCUGCAGUGCAUUGUGGGGCAAGUGGGGGGGCUCUGGUUUCCAUGGAGACAGGGGAACUAUUGGGGAUGAUCACAAGUCAUACAAAAGAUUCCAAUCUGUCAUCGAGCUUCCCUCAUGUCAAUUUUAGCAUUCCCACUGUCUUGCUUUACAAACUAGUUUCAGCUUUUAAGAAUGGUGUCAUUGAAGACACUGUGCAACGUUUGGUUUCAGGUCGCUUGGCAAGUGUUUGGCAACUGAAGAACACUGUGAACGAGAAACCGCACUUUACUAGCAAGUUGUAACUGUGAAUGUAAAUAAAAUUGAGAAUUUUUGA
Molecule: messenger RNA, 1840 nt
Organism: Orbicella faveolata
Lineage: Eukaryota; Metazoa; Cnidaria; Anthozoa; Scleractinia; Merulinidae
Product: peroxisomal leader peptide-processing protease-like
Biological process (GO): regulation of fatty acid beta-oxidation; protein processing
Cellular component (GO): peroxisome
Molecular function (GO): serine-type endopeptidase activity
Source: RefSeq, a predicted model, not a curated record